Molecule: messenger RNA, 2146 nt
Organism: Brassica rapa (field mustard)
Lineage: Eukaryota; Viridiplantae; Streptophyta; Magnoliopsida; Brassicales; Brassicaceae
Source: RefSeq, a predicted model, not a curated record
UUCUAGUAAUUUGCAACUUGAUAUUUUUUUUGGCAACAAAGAUAAUGACAAAAGUUGCAAUUUGAAAAUUUAAUUUUAGUAGAUUUUGUUUACAUCCACAUUGACAUGUUUGUUGCGAGGAGAUGCGUGCCGGUGUCGGUCCUUUAAGAAUUUUGUUAUUGUUGUGCGUACUUUUACGCGCAUUUAAGUUAAAGCCAACCAAAGCAUGACAAACAUCUACAUUAAAACGCCGUCGUUUGGUAUUUCGACAUUUCAGUUUCACCAUUCUAAUUUCGUUUUCCAAUACAAUAAUUUUCAAAGGAAUCAGCUUUGAGUUUUGAGCUUUUUGGGUUUCUCCCUGCACCUAAAAUAAACGCCAGAAAAAAAAAACAAUUCUCAUAGGGGGUCGCCACCAAACCAAGACCCCCUACGCUAAGUCCUCCGUUUUCUCCUCACGUUUUUUGUUGGCGAUCACGCGGGUUUUAACACCUCUCUUUCGUUGUUCUCUGUGGGUUUGGGUUUUGUGUGUGGGUGAGAAGCGAUUUUCUCGUGCUUUCAAUUUUUUUUGUCACAGGGAUCUCAUUCGUGCCUUCUUUGAUUAACCCCCUCCCCCCCCAGCAGGUUCCUGGCUUCUUCACUGUCAGGAGGCCAGAGAGAAACCCAGUGACUCACUCCUGCAGUUGCAUGCUACAAUUAGAGUCUGGUACUUUGGAGAAGAUAUGGGAAUCUUUUCACGCAGUUCGAAUAGUCGGAAAUCAAAAGAUGGAAUGAAGAUCAUUGCAGCAGCUUUUUUUGGUGUAACUUUUGGCUUUCUCAUUGGAAUAUCUUUUCCAUCAUUGUCAAUCACUAAGGUGAAUCUCCCAACAAAAUUUCUUGCUUCAAACGAUCUCUCAUACAUAGAGGAAAAGGGUUCGGCCAUUGCAACUCCAGAUAGUCAUAAAUCUUGGUCUUCAUCAAAGAGUAACGAUACCAGCUCAUCUGCUCCAAUCGACAAAUCACAGAUAUGGGUUCCUUCAAAUCCUCGUGGUGCUGAAAGAUUGCCACCUGGUAUUGUUGCUGCUGAAUCAGACUUCUAUUUGCGCAGAUUAUGGGGCUUACCUCAUGAGGAUUUGACCAGGCAACCAAGAUACCUCGUGACGUUUACUGUUGGUAUUAAACAGAAACAAAAUAUCGAUGCUUGUGUCAAAAAGUUUUCAGAGAACUUCACUAUUCUCCUGUUUCAUUAUGACGGCCGAGUAACUGAGUGGGAUGAGUUUGAAUGGUCCAAGACUGCUAUACACAUUAGUGUCAGAAAGCAAACAAAAUGGUGGUAUGCAAAGAGGUUCUUGCACCCUGAUAUUGUAGCACGAUAUGAUUAUAUAUUCAUCUGGGAUGAAGACCUUGGGGUCGAGCAUUUUAAUGCCGAAGAGUACAUAAAGCUCGUGAAGAAGCAUGGCCUGGAGAUUUCUCAACCUGGCUUGGAACCAAACAAGGGGUUAACAUGGCAGAUGACAAAGAGAAGAGGAGAUCUUGAAGUCCACAAGAUAACAGAAGAAAAACCUGGAUGGUGCUCAGAUCCUCACCUCCCUCCAUGUGCUGCAUUCGUUGAGAUCAUGGCUCCUGUAUUUUCAAGAGACGCCUGGAGAUGCGUGUGGCAUAUGAUCCAGAAUGAUUUGGUUCACGGUUGGGGACUUGACUUUGCACUCAGAAGAUGUGCUGAGCCUGCACAUGAGAAGAUAGGUGUAGUAGACUCUCAGUGGAUCGUUCAUCAAACUGUCCCUUCCCUUGGCAGCCAAGGUGAGGCAGUAGAUGGAAAAGCGCCAUGGCAAGGGGUGAGGGACAGAUGCAAAAAGGAAUGGACCAUGUUCCAGAGUAGAAUGGCUAACGCAGAGAAGGCUUAUUUCAAAUCUUUACAAGUUGUAGGCUCCUCCAAUACAACAGCAACCACCAUUUAAUAGGAGAGUUGUUAAAUAGUUAGGCCAGAGACGCUGACACACUGUAUUGGAUUUACAUAUAGAGUUAUGUAUAUGAUAAUGUAGUGGAUACUCAUCUAUUAGCUUACAACAAAAUCUUCCAUCGAAUAAACAAAAAAAAAUGAUGAUGUCACAAUCUUGAUCCAUUAAAUAGGAAUUCUGCAUCCAGUGGCUUAUGAUGUAUGAAAUAGUUAAGAUGGUGGGUUUAAUUGAUA